Messenger RNA from Purpureocillium lilacinum, 1503 nucleotides. The record is from RefSeq and is a predicted model, not a curated record. NCBI's taxonomy places the organism in Eukaryota, Fungi, Ascomycota, Sordariomycetes, Hypocreales, Ophiocordycipitaceae.
AUGGAGGAAGGGUUGGAUCUCACGACCCAUGCCGAAUAUGUUGGGCCGACGGACUAUCGAGAUCCCAUCCUGCUCGACCUUCAUCGUCCGCCGUCGGCUCUAACCGCUCGAGCGCCUACCGCGCCUGAGCUCGCUCGCCGUCUCGAUGACCAAACCAUUUUCAUUGUUCGUGCAGACGAGGCAGUCACUUCGGAGGCUCAGCGCGUAGCCGACUUGGACGCCAUCGAGGCAGCUGUGCAUCCCCUCGGCCGCACCCUCGUCGAUCUUUACUUUCGAAUCGUCCAUCCCAGCUUCCCCAUCCUCCACAAAGACGUCUUCAUCAGCAAGCACCGCAUAUCCCAUCGCCAUUUUGCGCCGUCGCUGCUGGCCGCAGUGUAUCUCGUGGCCCUGGACUGGCAGUUGUACGACAGCGUUCUGGCCGGCAGCGAAUGCGUGCCAGACGCUGCAUCCCUUGAAAGGUUGGCAGAGCAGACCAUCAACAGGGACAUGCGACGGCCAAAGCUCAGCAUCAUCGAAGCUGGCUUGCUGCUUCUUCAGCGGCAUCGACGACCGGGGGAUCACGGCGACAACAACACAUCAAGCCGUGCGUUUGCGGCACAGCUUGUUGCCGUUGCGCAGGACCUGGGCCUUCACCUUGACUGCAGCUCAUGGUCCAUCCCGUCCUGGGAGAUGGGCCUGAGGCGGCGCCUUGCUUGGGCCAUUUACAUGGAGGAUCGCUGGGGCGCAUUCGUCCACGGACGGCCAUGCCUGAUCCAUGAUGACGACUGGGAUGUUCGCCCCUGCACGGACUCCGACUUCCCUGAGCUGGCAUCUCAGCAGGAAUUGGGCGCGGCAGUGGACAUGGAUGCCCGCAUCGGCUGGGACAUUUUUUGUGCCCACAUUGAGCUUACUUGCAUCGUGACUGACGUCUUGCGCACCUUUUUCAGCCUCAAGGCGACACGAGCCGCCGGGCUGCUUGACCAGAUAGGCAUCGCCGGAGCCGUGGACCUCGCACAGCCUCUGGUUGUCCGCUUACGAACGUGGUACGCCGCUCUACCUGAUGCCCUUCAUCUCCGAAGCAAGCAGCGAGGAAAGCUAUGUGCCAACGGCUCUCUGCAUCUGGCGUACGCCUCCAUGGAGAUUGCCAUCCACCGGGCGCUCCUGCGGGCGCUGACGCCUGACACUAGCGAGGCGGUCCGCAGCCGGGUGCGCUCGGCAGCACGUUCAAAGCUUCAGGUCGCUACGGAGCUGAUGGCGUCGCUCGAGCCAGAGCACACGGCGGCGUUCUGGGGUCGAGCAGCCGCGCACCAAGCGGCACACGUCGGGUCCUUGGGGGCGCUCCUGUGGGCAACCGCGGAAACUGCCGAGGAGAUGGGGUGGUGCGCGGCGAGGGUCGACGAGCUGCGAUGGGCGCUCCGCGUGCGAGGGUCCGCGGCGCCCUUUGCGAGAGACGCGCUCUGGCUGCUUGAGCAUGACAUUGGUGGCGUCGGCGUCGUGAGAGCGACGCGUGAGGAGCCAUCAUGA